AUGAAUAAAGAAGUGGAAGAAAUGCAGCGUGAUAUUGCACUUUCGACAAAGAAAACUGCGCUAUCAGUGCAAGCAUAUGCAAUUGUCCGCAACAUUCCGCAGGCAUAUCAUGCAAGACACUUGCGGUAUUUCUUUUCACACCAUGUCGAAAAUGGACGAUUUCACUGUUUCCAUUACCGGCAUCGACCCGAAGUACAUAUUGAUAGUGAUGCAGACGAACCAACAACUUCCAAAGAACAUAAACGUUUUUGCUGCGUUGUUUCAUUUAAAAAUGAAAAAGAACGAGCUGCAUGCAUCAAGCAGUACCACUUGAAGUUUUGGAUUGAUGAGAAGGGACUUCAGAUGGCGUUAAAGUGUUUCAUUUUCCCUCUAAAAAGUUACGAGGUAUCAGAUGUGUCAGCAAAUUUAGAUUUUCGUUCUUUCAUUGAACUCAAACCACCAAGUCUUAUGCCUCAUGGAAACGUUGGUACUCCAACGAAAUUUUUCUUCGAACAAAUUCGCCUUUGCAAAUUACCGCCAACCGUUCUUACAAAAUUGGGUAUCAAAGCAAAAAAGCGUGUAGGCAAAUACAGCGCUGUUUGUUUCAAAUACAGUGGAAGUGAAGAAGCUAUUAUUGUCGGUUGCAAAGAGGAAAAGAUUUCUUCGUCUUUGGAGCCAGGAAACACCCCAGAAGAAAUACCCGAUUGUGAAUUUGAGCUGGAAAAUGACAAUGGAGUAGAGGAUGACGAUGACCGUUGUGAGGAGUGGGAACGUCAUGAAGCUCUUCACGACGAUGUUACGGAGCAAGCACGUAUCAAACCAAGAAAGUAUGAGACAGAGCAGGAAGUGACGUGGGAGAAGGGAGGGCCAGGUCUUGUCUGGUAUACGGAUGCAUUUUUUUGGAAUGAAUUAGAAGAAGGGAAAGAUAGCGAUUGGAAAUGGGUUGAUAAUUGGGAUGUUGAUUAUUCUAUUUAUUAUGAUCGGAAAGAUGGUGAUUUUGAUGCAAAGCAGUCAGUGGAAAUAUUGGAGGAUCAAAAGCUGAGAUCAGGUGAGGUUGUCCAUUCAGUUUUCAAGAAGAAGAUGAAAAAAAGGCAUUACGAAAGCAUUGGGAGGCCUUUAUCAACUAUUGUCUUCGGUCAAUUUGAAAUUCAUACGAAAGGGAUCGGUAGUAAAAUCAUGAAAAGUUAUGGUUGGUCUCCCGGCUUAGGUCUUGGCCUACACAAUUUGGGACGUCUCGAAACUGUUUCAAUGGAGAUGGAAGAAGUUUGCAGUGUUCAAACUAACAAUGAAAGAAGGGGUUUGGGAUACCGGGGUGAAAAACUGCGACGAACCGGUUUCUUUAAACCGAAGAGCCACACAAUCGCUACAAAGUAA
Molecule: messenger RNA, 1353 nt
Organism: Loa loa (African eye worm)
Lineage: Eukaryota; Metazoa; Nematoda; Chromadorea; Rhabditida; Onchocercidae
Exons: 10
Coding region: 1-1353 (450 amino acids)
Biological process (GO): negative regulation of RIG-I signaling pathway; negative regulation of type I interferon production; positive regulation of DNA-templated transcription
Molecular function (GO): nucleic acid binding
Source: RefSeq, a predicted model, not a curated record